Messenger RNA from Recurvomyces mirabilis, 1251 nucleotides. RefSeq lists its product as uncharacterized. The coding region runs from base 1 to 1251 and encodes 416 amino acids. NCBI's taxonomy places the organism in Eukaryota, Fungi, Ascomycota, Dothideomycetes, Mycosphaerellales, Teratosphaeriaceae. The record is from RefSeq and is a predicted model, not a curated record. Gene Ontology annotation, molecular function: oxidoreductase activity. The transcript has 2 exons.
AUGCCAUCCAGAAUAAUAUCGAACUCCGCUGGGGUCAAAGUGGCUACUGACAUCUUUACGGAACCCCAUGCUGAGCGACCAUCUGCAAGAGACAUCAAUGUCCAGCUCAUGUACCUGAAGGACGACCCCUUGUACAAAACGGUGAAACCUGUACAAAUCACCCCAAACUUUGCCGACCAAAAUGACCGCACAAAUGUCCGACUAGCGCCUGGCCAACAAGAAGUCUUGCACGAUGUACGUGGUCGACACGGCGAACUUCUUGGCGAUUUCUCCCUUGAUGACCAUGGCUUUACCUACAUCAAAUCGCCUACAGCCUUCAAAGACUGGUCAUCCCAGCCUAAUAUUGCUCAGGACUAUCUGCCAGAACUGGAGGCAUUACUUGAGCGCGAGGUAGAUGGCUGCGAUGAGAUCUUGUUCUAUGAUGCGCGGAUACGACAGGAAGGCGACGAGGGUCUGCGUGUGGAGGGACUUAGCUACAAUCCUUUCGCACGCCAAGUUCACACAGAUAACACUGACAGGAGCGUCCUCGAGAAGAUCCGAGACCUGAUGGAGAUGAAGACCGAUUACCUGCUCAACGGCCGCGCACGCAUCAUCAACAUCUGGCGACCUAUCAAACAUCCCGUCUACGACUGCGGCCUUGCUAUUGCAGAUGGUAGGGAUGUAAUGGAAUGUGAUCGCCAUCGGGCAGAUUCUGGAGAGUACUGGGACACAAUGGGAGUAGUGCAGUAUCGACCCGGCUUCGAAUGGUAUUACUGCAGUGAACAGGACGAGGAAGACGUGAUCCUAUUCAAGAACUACGACAGUGCUACUGAUGUCAAGGCACGCGUAUGUCUUCACACCGCCUUCGACCUACCCGCGGAAGUCAUCCCACCUGGCGCGCCGACAAGGGAGAGUAUUGAGGUCCGUGCCCUUGUCUUCACUUACCCGGCUUCUGGUAUGAGACCGCUGGGAGCGACACCACAUCCGCUUGCCACGUCACUGCAACAAAGCCAUUUGCAGAGGCUCGAUGACGAGUAUACUAUCACGGAUCGGCUUCGCACUGAUAUCGAUGAGGGCAAUGAGGUGAAGGACGCUGUAUUGCUGUUGCGGCGGCAGGAAAUCAAACGGCUGGAGCGCUUGAACAAAGCUGUGACAGGCGAGCGCAAUGUUGCUGUUGAGCAGCUGAAGCUCAAGGACCAGGAGUGCCAAAAUCUCCGCAAAGAGCUUGGUCAUCUUCGACAACAAGCCCAAGGGCAAUUCGAGACAUCUUAG